Messenger RNA from Impatiens glandulifera, 2417 nucleotides. Its product is annotated as pentatricopeptide repeat-containing protein At1g03560, mitochondrial. Gene Ontology annotation, molecular function: protein binding. Lineage: Eukaryota; Viridiplantae; Streptophyta; Magnoliopsida; Ericales; Balsaminaceae. Bases 285 to 2204 code for a protein of 639 amino acids. The transcript has 3 exons. The record is from RefSeq and is a predicted model, not a curated record.
AUGGAAAAAAUGGACCUGCUCUGUAAACAUCAGUAUCUGAUUUUGGAGAGGAGAAACGCCAUUGACAGAUCUUCAAUUGGCGGUGAUUGAAAGAGAGAAGGAGAUUCCACCCACCUCAGUCUUCACCGCGAAGAAUCAGUCUUUAGUAUAAUUUAGUAAGGGGAGAUGGGGACAUGGAGGUCUACGAAGAAAAGAUGAGAUCAGGCAACUUCCACCAUGCCUGUCUCUCAUAAACUCCAAUCCGAACUAGAGCUUUGAAAUUAUUCAUAUGCUUUAAACCCCCGAUGAAAAAAGCCCUAGCCAAAUCUCUCUUCUCCCUCACAACACUCCGAUGGCGCCAUCUUCUUCCAUGCCACGACAGCCAUUUCUACGGUGCUCUUCUCACAAAUCGCAAGUGUGUUUUCACUUAUGCUCUCCCCCCUCCCGAAUGGGUGCAACCGUUUUCCAACCUAUCCGAUAUCGUCAAAGAUCCGAAAAAUCUUCAGCCCUCGCCAUGGGUCAACGAAAUUCUUAACCUCUUGAACAAUUCCUCUGCAAACAUGGAGCACGAUUUGGAUUCCUACUGUCGCAAAUUUCUGAUUCGUCUGCCCCCAAGUUUCGUCGCCGUUGUUUUGCAUUCCGACGAAGUCCGUCGUCAGUUCGAUGCUGCAACGAGGUUCUUCUACUGGGCGGGUAAGCAAAAGGGUUAUGCUCAUAACAUAGAAUGUUUUGUUGCUCUAUUUGAAAUCUUGGCUAAAUCCAAAGAUUUGAAUAGGAUUCAGCCUUUGUUUAGUGAAUUCGUGAGUAAGGGCUUGUUAAUGAAUGUUUCGGCUGCAAAUUCUCUUAUUAGAACAUUUGGGAAUCUUGGUAUGGUUGAGGAAUUGCUUUGGGUUUGGAGUCAAAUGAAUGAGAAUGGAAUUGAACCUAGUUUAUACACCUUCAACUUCUUGAUGAACGGGCUGGUGAACUCCAUGUUCAUUGAAUCUGCAGAGAAAGUUUUCGAGGUUAUGGAAGUAGGAAAGAUUAGACCUGAUGUCGUAACCUAUAACAUCAUGAUCAAAGGUUAUUGCAAAGUUGGGAAAACCCAGAAAGCCGUUGAGAAAUUCAGAGACAUGGAGUUGAUCGGAAAUUUGGAUCCAGAUAAGAUCACGUACAUGACGAUAAUACAAGCCCAUUACGGGGAAGGCGAUUUCGAUUCUUGUUUGAAUCUUUACCAUGAAAUGGACGAGAAAGAAAUCGAAAUACCUCCUCAUGCUUAUAGUUUAGUGAUUAGCGGACUCUGCAAGAACGGGAAGCCUAACGAAGCCCAGGCUGUUCUCGACAAGAUGAACCAAAGAGGCUGCAAGGCUAACAUCGCAAUCUUUACUUCCUUGAUCGAUGCUUUCGGGAAAAACAACGAUACAAACGAGGCCUUGAUCGUAUUCGAGAAGAUGAAGGAUUUAGGGAUGGAACCGGACGAAGUCGCGUACGGUUCAAUCGUUAAUAUCCUAAUAAAGUCGGGUCGAUUGGACGAGGCGAUGAAAUGUUUCGAAUCGUGUGAACGAAACAAUGCCGUCACCUACUCGAUCGCGAUCGACGGCCUAGGGAAAGUGGGGAGAGUUGAGGAGGCAGAGAGUCUUUUCGAAGAGAUGAUUAAGAAAGGAUGUACUCCCGAUUCGUAUUGUUACAACGCGAUCAUUGAUGCUUAUACCAAAAAUGGAAGGAUAGAAGACGCGAUUCAGCGGUUCGAGGAAAUGGAAGGUUUAGGAUGCAAUAGAUCAGUGUAUACUUAUACGAUAAUAAUAAAUGGAUUGUUCUUGGAACAUAGGAACGAAGAGGCGUUGAGAAUGUGGGGUGAGAUGAUCGAUAAGGGCAUUACUCCAAACGAUGCUUGUUGUAGGGCGGUUUCGAUUGGGCUAUGUUUAUCGGGGAAAGUGGGAAGGGCAUGUAAGAUUUUAGAUCAAUUGGCACCGAUGGGUGUAAUUCCAGACAAUAUGUUUGAAGAUAUGAUAAAGAGUUUAUGUAAAGUUGGACGAAUUCGAGAGGCUUGUAAAUUGGCAGAUGGGAUUGUCGAUAGGGGAAGAGAAAUACCGGGUAAGGUUCGAAGUAUGUUGUUGAAUGCAUUGAGGAAGAGUGGUAAUGCGGAUUUGGCCUUGAAACUUAUGCAUAGUAAGAUAGGGAUUGGGUAUGAUAGAAGAGGAAGCGUUAAGAGGCCAGUUAAGUUUAGGAUUCUAUUAGAAAACUGAUUGUCGAGUUUGAUCUGGCUCUUUAUAAUCUUGCAGAUUUUUCUGUUAUGGACGACCGCAAUGGUUCCAACUGAAAUCAUAGAAUUUUGUAGAAUAGAAUGUCAUCUCGAAUGGGUUUGUAAUUACUGGGAAUGUAUUUUUUUUUAAAACUAAGUUAGCAUAACAUCCACACUUCCAUUAAAGUGUAUUGGGAAUGUAUUUUAUAUUUUAAAU